GUGACGCGCGCGGUGGGUAGACGAGCGGGCGAGACAUCCACAACCAAGAAGACAUGGACGUGAAAGGUUUUCUUCCCCGGCAGUUCGUGUGGUAGGAGCAAUAUCUGCGAGCACGUCUUGGUAUCCGUAGAUGGCAAACUGGGAUCGGUUGUGGGAAUGGCCUGCGGGGGAGGAGGAGCUUUAGAGCCAACAUAGGGCAGAGGGCGGGGGAUUUGAUGGGCACAAUGAGGUCACAGCUUGUCCCCGGCCUCGCCUUCGUAGUUAUUAAGAGCUUUUCGGCAAGCUCUUGCGACACUGAAUCCGCUUCCAAGGCUGGCCGGAUGGAUGGUGAUGCUGCUUGGGGGCUGCUGGAACAAUCCGAGGCCAGAAAUCCAGAUUGCGGUGUUCCACCGACAGAACUGCAACGGGGAUCCGGUGGAGAAAGAUUCUGGCGAUGAUGGUGUGAGGGAAUUCCGACAUCAGAUGUCCAAGGCCAGAACAGAAGCCAGUAAGAAACUGGC
Messenger RNA from Colletotrichum phormii, 500 nucleotides. RefSeq lists its product as uncharacterized. NCBI's taxonomy places the organism in Eukaryota, Fungi, Ascomycota, Sordariomycetes, Glomerellales, Glomerellaceae. Bases 216 to 437 code for a protein of 73 amino acids. The record is from RefSeq and is a predicted model, not a curated record. The transcript has a single exon.